Molecule: messenger RNA, 2777 nt
Organism: Archocentrus centrarchus (flier cichlid)
Lineage: Eukaryota; Metazoa; Chordata; Actinopteri; Cichliformes; Cichlidae
Gene: hic1
Product: hypermethylated in cancer 1
Exons: 2
Coding region: 144-2330 (728 amino acids)
Biological process (GO): regulation of transcription by RNA polymerase II
Cellular component (GO): nucleus
Molecular function (GO): protein binding; DNA-binding transcription factor activity, RNA polymerase II-specific
Source: RefSeq, a predicted model, not a curated record
UGUAAAUUUACGCGGAAGAGAAGUUUUGAGAGAGAGCUGGACACAGAGGGAACUGCGGAGAUCUUAUUGAGGGAAUGCCGAAAAGGGGGGAAGACAUACGGCCAGAGCACCAGACAUGAGUCCGAGGUGGUGGACUGAAGACAAUGCUGGAUGCCAUGGAAGUUCCAAGUCAUGCUAGGGAUCUCCUCUUGCAGCUCAACAGCCAGCGUACCAAGGGCUUCCUGUGCGAUGUUAUCAUUGUGGUGCAGAACGCCCUCUUCAGAGCUCACAAGAACAUUCUGGCUGCCAGCAGCCUCUACUUGAAGUCUUUGGUGGUCCAUGACAAUCUCAUCAACCUUGACCACGAGAUGGUGAGUCCAGGGGUCUUCAGGGUUAUUCUGGACUACAUCUACACAGGCUGCCUUAGUGAGGGAGACCCCACUUCUCCAAAUGAACCAAAUCUAGGGGCUGUCUUGGCAGCAGCCAGCUACCUUCAACUACUUGACUUAGUGGCUUUGUGCAAAAAGAAGCUGAGAAGAAAUGGCAAGUACCCUCCCCGCCCAGGUCCAGCAUUUCUGCCCUACUCAAAGAUGGGUUUAGGGGGUGGCGGCAGAUAUAGGGUUUCUACUCCUGUCAUUCAACCCUGUCCUCCAGGCGGAAUUUUGAACAACCGUGCAUCCCGGGCACCAGAGGAGCUAGUUCCCCAUCGACUAGCCGUUCAUACUGGGGAGUUGUAUGCUCCCACCUCCACCCAGGGCUCUCAGGUGUUCCCCUCUCUGCAGUCACCUUUGCCUUCCCAGCUUGGGCGCUUAGCCCUUCCUGAGAGGAAUUGUUCACCCAGCUUUGGCCUUGAUCUCUCUAAGAAAAGCCCCACCUCUCAGUCUCAGCACACACCUUCUCAAACCCAUCUGGCAAAUCCUCAUAAUGACGAGGAGCGAGAUGUGACUCUGAGUGACCACAGUAGUCCUAUGCAGGGGACGAACGGGAGAGUUUUCCCUUCAGAAAAAAUGGAAUCAACCGACCAGGGAGGCUCCCUCACUCCACCACCUUUCCCACCCCUCAACCAACCUAUAGCUCCACACUUCCCCCACCUGCACCGCUCAGGUUCCCAGGGGACAGACCGAUACCCAUGCCCCCCCAGCCCUGACACCCCUACAGAAGGCGGAGAGGCAGGCAGAGAAAUGGGCAACAUCUACCGCUGGGUAAAACCUGAACCACUGCCAUACCCAGCUGAAGAUGAAGAUGAGGAUGAGGAUGAAGAGGAAGGGGGUGAAAAUGGAGAGCAGCAUCAUAACCAUCACAAGGCUGGGGAGGAGAGUGAGGGCGCAGAUGACAAGAGUGGGUCAGGCACAGAGGAGACAGGCAGUAGCGAGGGUCGCCCAUCCCCUCCUGGACCAAUGGGGAGGUUCCACAUGCCCUACGAGCCGGAGAGCUUCGGGGACAAUCUCUAUGUGUGCAUUCCAUGUGACAAAGGCUUCCCAAGCUCAGAGCAACUCAAUGCACACGUGGAGACACACACAGAAGAGGAGCUGUACGGCAACUCAGGUGGGGAGAUGGGAAACGGCAAUAACAGCAGCACCAAAAACAUGAGCAGUAAUACAAAUGGGUAUGGAAGCCUCAGCAGCAGCAACACUCUGAAUAGUUUGUCCCACCUGGAGACCAAGUCCAGCCAGCUGAAUCCAGCGAGCAUCGGGGAGAUGAUCCGACCCUACCGCUGUUCCACCUGUGAUAAGUCUUACAAAGAUCCAGCCACUUUGCGUCAACAUGAGAAGACCCAUUGGCUGACACGGCCUUACCCCUGCAGUAUUUGUGGCAAGAAGUUUACACAGCGUGGUACCAUGACGCGCCACAUGCGUAGCCACCUGGGCCUUAAACCUUUUGCCUGUGACUCCUGUGGCAUGCGCUUCACCCGGCAAUACCGCCUCACUGAGCAUAUGCGCAUCCACUCCGGCGAGAAGCCCUAUGAAUGUCAGGUGUGUGGGGGAAAGUUCGCUCAGCAGCGCAAUCUUAUCAGCCACAUGAAGAUGCACAGCAGUGGAGGGACCGCAGGGAGCCUGACCACAGAUGGGAAACUGAAGCUGGACUUUGCAGAGGGCAUUUAUCCUCUGAGUAAAUACACAGCAGAGCAUCUUGGACUGAAACAAGAGAAGGCCAGUGAGCUUCUCAUCCAAGCGCAGCAGCAACUGGUGGCUGAUGCAAAGGCCAUGGAGAGCCUCUACCCGCUCUCCAAACUGGCCUCGGAACACCUGGGCCUCACCCACGACAAGAUGGAUAUCCUGGGCCAACCACUUCCCCCGCCCCCACAGGCUCUCUCUGAUGUCCGCACCAUCGACCGCUACUCACCAAGUUAAGAUAUGCGAUAUCACCAAUAAGUCUGUGUGCACACACAAUUUGCAGUAUCCUUAAUUCAUUCACCUCAACUCAAUAUCUCCUCUGCACCUCAGACUCAGGCCAUAAACAAUUGGUCUGCUAAUGCACACCAAAAUGUUUAGACUGUAAGUGCCUUUCUAUGCAUCUAAUAUAUCUUAAAACCCUCCUUCCUAAAGGAGCUUUGUGCUAUUACGUGACCAAGGGACACUCACUUAAAAAUGGACAGUAUUUAUGUACAGUGUAUGCAAACAAACUCUUUUUUAAGAUUACAGCCAUUGAGCCAAAGCGACAAAUUGAAAACCAAAAUGAAAUUGUUUUAUUUAUUUUUUAUUAUGGUGAAAUCCAAAGAAAAAAAAAUGUCCCUGACCCUAAACCUGUGUACUAUUCAACUUUGUACAAAAAAAAAAAAAAGAAAAAAAAAAUAAAAA